Molecule: messenger RNA, 867 nt
Organism: Acaulospora colombiana
Lineage: Eukaryota; Fungi; Glomeromycota; Glomeromycetes; Diversisporales; Acaulosporaceae
Source: the annotation of a GenBank genome assembly
AUGACACGCUCAAUUCUUGCAUUGGAUGUUACUAAGACGAGAACAUCCCGUCGUAGUUCAAAAUCCUCGAUAACCUCAUCGACAUCAAAUCCGCCAAGCAUUCCCACCAGUCCCACAACAAAAUCCUCGGGAGCAGUCAACAAAAGUGAUCGCAAUCCACGAUCACCCUCCAUAGAUUAUGAGUUGAAUGAUGCACUUCGUUCUUUGGUCGAUGAACUAUGUGACAUAUUCGUUGAUGCCAGGCAAAGAGGAAUGAAUGAGGCACAAACUGUUGAACUUUUGCACAACUAUUUCAAGCUGCAAAACCAGGAUCCCUCACAAAUUUUUGAAUGGUUGCAAAACAAUACACACAAAAAUGAGUACACAACUAUUUUGGGUUAUUUCUACGAUCAAGGUAUAGCAAACGCUAGAAAUCAACGCAAGGCAUAUUGUCUGUACCUUUCCGCGGCGAAGAAGGGAUACAAUUUGGCUCAAGAUUUGUUGGGCGACUGUUAUUAUUCGGGUCAAGGUACAACACGGGAUCGUGAUAUGGCUUUCGAAUGGUACCACAAGGCAGCAGAUAACGGCUGCACAGGAUCACAAUUUAGCCUUGGUAUAUGUUAUGCAGUUGGUCAGAAUGACACUUAUCACAUAAGCAGAAUAUAUAAAGUAAGUAAACAAGCCAAUGACCAUGAUGGAGUUGUAGCGAACACAAAGUUCCAGUAUCCAGAGGUAGGAAACAGAGAGGGCCGUGACAACGAAUUCCAUAAUGAAGAGGGAAUUUGGAAUAACGCUGCCAGACGAAAGGAGGAGAAUCCACACGGCGAUUCCAUAGAGAAAGAAGAUUGGAAGGAUUACAGUGAGGGUGUAAUGGUCAACAUCUGGUAA